Molecule: messenger RNA, 2198 nt
Organism: Syngnathus acus (greater pipefish)
Lineage: Eukaryota; Metazoa; Chordata; Actinopteri; Syngnathiformes; Syngnathidae
Product: protein disulfide-isomerase TMX3-like
Exons: 15
Coding region: 660-1901 (413 amino acids)
Biological process (GO): peptidyl-cysteine oxidation
Cellular component (GO): endoplasmic reticulum
Molecular function (GO): protein disulfide isomerase activity
Source: RefSeq, a predicted model, not a curated record
AAAGCCCUCCUUUGUUGUCAUUAUUAAGCAAAAGCUCAUUGGUUUUUUUGUUCGGCUUUUUUGUUAACUCACUUUUUACAUGACUGACAGCCUCUUUUAAAUUCCAUCCAUGUCUAUCCUCCCAUUUGCCCAGUGAGAUGCAUUUUAGUACUUUGUUACAUUCAUGGUUAGGCUGUAUUUUUGGUGUGAUACCACGUGCCGUGCCUUUGCCGGGCGAGCGCCCAUUCGCGCACAUCCGGCCUUGUUCUCUCGGUUGUCUCAGAGACCCGAGAUUAAUUUAAUAAAAAAAAUGACGUCCGUGUCCACUCUUUGUCCAUCUGAGCCGUCUGUGUCAAUAAAGUUUGAGGCCAUUGAACAAAAGCUGAUUAUCUGGUCAGAUUACAAGCGUGCAGAUACUUUUGCGCUUAAUCUGCUCAGGAUGUCCCAACACGCCGGCAACACGCUCGUCACAUUUGCAGGUAAAAGCAUCAACUGUUUCUUCGUGCACGUAAUCGUGAGUAGCCUCGUGCACGCGUUCCUCGGUCCUGAAUGGUCGAGCCCGAGCUGACCCCGGGCCGACCCCAGGCUGAGCCCGAGCCGAGCCUGAGCGGACUCGCCGAGGCCGAGAAAUGACAUAGUUUGUUUCUUGUGCGCAAGCGCCGCUGCUGCUGCUGCUGUGGAUGUCGGUGGCACCGCUUUGGGCCUUCGUGGAUGAGCUGGAUGACUCCUUGUUGCAGACCAGGCAAAUCGAAGACAUUUGGCUGAUUAAAUUUUACGCUCCUUGGUGCCGGAUCUGCAAGCAACUGGACCCGACCUGGCACCUGAUCGGCUCCGAGCUCAAGAGCGUCGGAUCGCCCGUCAACGUGGGCAAAUGUGACGCCGUCGCCAACACGGGCUUGGCCAAAGAGUUCAAUGUUCGCACCUACCCCGCCAUCUUCAUGUGGAAGAACGAUGAGAAGUAUCUUUACUCGGGUCCCCGCACCGCAGACGCCAUUGUUGAGUUUGCUCACAGAGUUAGUGGUCCGCUGAUCCGACCUUUGACCAGUGUGCAGCUUUUCCAACAUGCCUUAAAUCGCCACGAUGUCAUGUUUGUGUACAUCGGUGCAUCAUCGCAACUCAAAGGGGAGUACUUGUCCGUGGCUCGGGAGAUGAUUGUGUCGACCUUUUUCUUCUCCGCCGGCAGAGACGUCGUGCCCAAGGCCGUGUCGCUUCCCGCUCUUCCGGCCGUGGUGGUCUUCAAAGAUGGCGAUUGCUUUGGUUACAAUGAGGCCAGCGACGGCUCACUCAAGGCCUGGAUCAAGAGGGAGAGAUUCAGAAAUUACGGCAAAGUGGACGACCACACACUCUAUGCCAUGGGAGACUCGGGAAAGCUGAUCCUGUUGGCGCUGUUGGAUGAGGUCAACGCGAGCCAACAAAACUUCAGGUUCAGGUACAAAAGCCUGGUGUGGAAAAUUUCGCAAGACUACAAAGAAGUCUACAGCAGAAACAUUCAUUUUGGCUUCAUGGAGGGCAGUGAAUACGUCAGUGGGCUCAUCAUGGGCGAGCUGCGCCUUCCGGCCAUCGUCAUGUUGAAUUUGUCGACAGACAGCUACUUCAUGCCACCCGCUUCACUGGAGACGGAGCGCCACCUCCUGGACUUUGUAGAUAAGGUUCUGGACGGCAGCAUUCAGGCUCACGGAGGAAACGGGCUCCCACAGCGAGUCAGACGCUUCAUUUACGACACCAAAGUCACGUUCUUGCUGCUGUUGAGCGAGGCUCCGGUGCUGGGCUGCAUCCUGGUGGCCAUCCCGUUUGGCCUUUUGCUUUUCGUGUGCUUUGUGUGCCUGAAGGCCUGGUCCGACUACGGAGGCCAGGACGACGACGACGACGACAACCGGCCCGUGUUCUCUCGGAGACCAACAGCCAACAAGAAAUCAGACUAGAUGAUUCUGAUCGGCAGAACGCCAAAAGGCCGCACGCUUCAAAAGUCACUGAAGCCGAUUUAAAACGAAAUCCAACCACUGGCCUCCUGAUGACUUUUAGGAGACUUUUCCAUAUGAGUGUGAAAGAGAUUCUGGCAUUAGUGUGCCGUUAGCAACGUGUACCUCUUUGCUUCCAAGAUUUUGAAUGUCUUGAAUGCAACAAACGCAGAGAAAAACUGUAACUCCUAACUGUAACGUCAGGUUUCUUAAGCGCCACAAUCAAUUAUUUCAAAAUAAAAUAGAUUUCCCUUUCUGCUA